CAAUGGACACAGUAAUCAGUAAGCCAGUUUCAAUGAUACUAAAUUAAUUGAAUAUUAAUUCGUUCAAAUUUGCAUCAUCAUCGAACCCAUAAUUCGAUAAUAAUAUAACUCGGCGUUUCUUGGAAAUCUGACGGGCACCUUAUUUCAAAUAUUAACUACAAACUACCAUUAUUGUAUUCUUUGUGCAUCGCGUCGAGGAUAAUGUCCGUAAUAGAGUAAGUAAUAGAGGAAUUGGCUAUUGGUUCUAUUGUGUUCUAGUUAAUUUCUAGGAAAUAUUAAGCCACUCCCAAAAGGGCCGGAAAAUCACUUCGAUUGGAAAUCAAAUCCGACAUGCCUCGAUGUUUUUCUUGAAUAUCUAAUGGAAUAAAAUAUUCAUUACACCGAGAGAAAUUUCUAUUAGUCGUUAAAAGCAGAAAUGUAAUUUUUAAUAAAAGAUGAAAUGUCUACAACAAUAAUAUUAAAUAAUGGUAAUGACAAAAACAAAGAAGACAGAGUAGAUCCUGAGAAUAGUACAGAAACUGAAGAAAAUCAAAAUGAAGGUGAUGAUAAUGAAGAAGAAACCAGAAACAGUAAAAGACAAUCUAAACAGCCAUUAAAAUAUCAGGACUUUGAUAUGCGUUUUAUAACAGCUUUAUCUGUAGGUUGUUUGCCUUCUGAUCUACCAUCUAACUACAACAAAGCUGUUAAAAUUGUAGACUGGAGAAUGGCAAUUGAAGAGGAGUUAAUGAAAAUAAUACAUGGGAAAAUGUGGAAAAACCGAAAAAUUGAAAAGUAAUAGACUCUACAUGGGUUUUUUGAGGAAAAGA
Messenger RNA from Psylliodes chrysocephalus, 806 nucleotides. Lineage: Eukaryota; Metazoa; Arthropoda; Insecta; Coleoptera; Chrysomelidae. The record is from the annotation of a GenBank genome assembly.